Molecule: messenger RNA, 1155 nt
Organism: Zophobas morio
Lineage: Eukaryota; Metazoa; Arthropoda; Insecta; Coleoptera; Tenebrionidae
Product: trypsin-like
Exons: 6
Coding region: 163-1050 (295 amino acids)
Biological process (GO): proteolysis
Molecular function (GO): serine-type endopeptidase activity
Source: RefSeq, a predicted model, not a curated record
AAAUUCGUGACGCAAUCGAGGUCGAACCCACAUUUCCGAAUUUUCAUUUUUCCGUUAUAUCUAUUACUCGCAUCGUCAGCUAUUCAGUUUGAAAUCCUCGCCAAAGUCAAAACGCAAAAACAAAGUCAGUGACCCCAGACCGCGACAAGUCCCAGAGCCAUCAUGUUCUUAGCACUAAAGCCACAUCUUUUAAUAAUAUUCGUAUUUAUAUCACCGUGUCACAACACCGGUGACAAAAUCGCACAAAAAGGGUUCCUCGACUUCUUUUUCAGCCCGUGUAACAAAUGCAGAUGCGGGGUCCCGAACAGAGAAGCGCGGUUUCACGGGGGUGAAUAUCUGCGAGGGUACGAAUUCCCGUGGGUCGCCUUAGUACAAGUCCACGAAGAACAACACGUAGAGAGUGUGCCUGGAACGCUCAUAAACAACAGAUACGUGAUAACGUCGGCUUCGCCUUUAGCUGGACUGACGCCGUACCACGUGAAAGUCACUCUAGGCACCUACAACAAGUGCAUUCCAGAUGUGUCUUCAGCAAACGUUAGCGUCUCCGACAUAAUCAUUCACCCGGAUUUCAGCGCUGAAAACCACGCCAACGACAUCGCUUUGCUGAAACUGAGCACUCCUGUUGUCUUCGAGCGACGGAUUUCGCCGAUUUGCUUGUCAAUCCCGAGUUAUAAUUAUUUAGGACAGGUGGCUACGGUGGUGGGGUGGCCUAAGGAUAAGGGUGCCACAGAGUCGUCCUGUCGUCCCAAAAAAUUGGGCCUGCCAGUUUUGGGAGGCGACGAAUGCUUGGAAAAUACACCUCAUGAGUUCAGCGCUGAUAAAGGAUGCAUCGGAUUGGUGGGUACUGUUAGUGUAAUUUGUGGGGAAGAUGCUGGAGUGCCGGUUAUGUAUAGGUCACACGGUGGAAUUUACGAGUUGAUUGGAAUUUUGACGAGUCAGAAUAAAUGCGUUUCGGAAGCAAAAAGCGUUGGCUUGUAUACGAAAAUUAACAAUCAUUUGUCUUGGAUUAUUCAUGGCACGAAGGAUGCUUGUUAUUGUGUUAAAACUUGAAAUUGAAUACUCGAUUAUCAAUGUGAAACUGCUUACUUUUUGUUACGCUGGACAUUAAGUUUUUCUUGUUAAUUUGGCCUCAGAAGUUUAAUAAAUUGUAAUAAU